UAAUUUCUCCCUGAAACCCUAACAAGUAACAAUCCCCUUUCCUAUAUUCUUCUUCUUCUCCUCUCCCUAACUCGCUGCACGAACUCACUGAGUGAAACACAGAAUGGGGCGAGUUCGCACAAAAACGGUGAAAAAAUCCUCGAGGCAAGUGAUCGAGAGGUACUACUCCAAAAUGACGCUGGAUUUUCACACGAACAAGAAGGUUCUAGAAGAAGUAGCGCUAAUCCCAUCGAAGAGGCUCCGAAACAAGAUCGCAGGGUUCUCAACGCACCUGAUGAAGAGGAUCCAGAAAGGACCGGUUCGUGGAAUCUCGCUGAAGCUGCAGGAAGAGGAGAGAGAGAGGCGCAUGGAUUUCGUUCCAGAAGUUUCCGCCAUUAAUGUCGAUAGCAUCGAGGUCGAUAAUUCCUGCCAUCAGUGUGUUAUGUAUUGCAUUGGGAGAGAAUAUUACAAUGCUGCACUAUUGCAUAUUGGUGAUUUUAGUAGCUUUUAG
Arachis duranensis is the source of this 490-nucleotide messenger RNA. RefSeq names its product 40S ribosomal protein S17. Lineage: Eukaryota; Viridiplantae; Streptophyta; Magnoliopsida; Fabales; Fabaceae. The coding region runs from base 104 to 490 and encodes 128 amino acids. The record is from RefSeq and is a predicted model, not a curated record. Gene Ontology annotation, biological process: translation. The transcript is spliced from 2 exons. Gene Ontology annotation, cellular component: ribosome. Gene Ontology annotation, molecular function: structural constituent of ribosome.